AUGUCCCGUGGAAUACUCCCCCCGCCGCCUAUAGUAGAAGAGGAAGAUGAAGAAGAUGAGGCCCUCGUCCGGCAGUUGGUGGAGGCCACAGACGUGGAUGCGGUGAUUGAGCGGAUGGAGUGGGAUCACUACAGUCAUCUCGCCCCAAUUCUCCACAGCAUGGCACAGUUUGACCGCCCGCACUCCUCCACUACCAACACGAACACGAACAAGACUAUAUAUACGAAUAGUGGAAUGGGAAUGGGAACUAAUAGAGUGAGUGGAAAUAAUAAUAAUAAUAAUAAUAAUAAUAAUAAUAAUAAUAAUAAUAAUAAUAAUUCCAAUACUAUCACGAGUCCACAGACACAGCGUCGACGAUUACAACAACAACAACAACAAGGAAAAGAAAAAGAACAAAAGUUCAAAGAGAAGGAUGGACGAUAUAAUGGAAUCCUGCGAUCACCAGCUGAGACCAUAGGAGAGGAUCGUUAUGGUAGACAAGAACGUAUACGAAAAGCCUGGUCUCCUCCUCCACCACCGCCUCCUCCUCCAUUAGAAGAGAUAAGAUCAUAUCCACAAGAGAAGAUGGGCGGAUAUUUAGAUGCAGGAGUGGUCUCACCACCAUUAACAUCACCUAGGGCAUCCGAUAUGGAAACAUCCUCUGCACCGUAUGAAAAUGAUCACACGGAGAAACCUUCAAUUACCCGACAACGUCGAUCACGACUGGGUAAAACAAGUAAACUACAACCUCCUAUAGAUUCUCCUAAACUGAUGAGCUCAUUAUCAAUGAAUAGGCGAGAUUAUAAUACCGGACAACAACGUAAACGUUACCAAGAUAGACGACGAGCACCUUCAUUUGGGGAACAGUUAUCACCAAAGCAGCAGCGGCAACAACAACAACAACAACAACAACAACAAUAUCCUCCUUAUAUAUAUGUGGAUCGACAAUUAGAGCUUAGUCGUUCAUAUCGUGAACUUUCAAGUAUUCGUGCACCAUCUACUGAUGUACGUUUACGCCGUAGUCAAAGUGCAGAUCGUGACUUGUAUCAGCGCAGUAAUCACUAUAGUAAUAAUUCCAAUGUGGCUAAUGCAUAUUGGCGAACACUUACACCACCUCUACCGGAACCUGCGACUCGUCGGCGUCGUUCUUAUUCUCCUCCAGUACCACCACCAUUAUCAUUUCCAGCACAAUUUCAAUAUCAACCACCACCACCACCACAACAACAACAACAAAAUAAUAAUCAUCAUCAGUUUUUUCAUCAACCGUUGCAACAUCAAUAUGAUAAUGUGAAAGAAUAUUAUGAUGGUGACUUUAUACAACGUACUAGAGAAGGAAAUAAUUAUAAUCAGGGUAAUUACUGGGGUCGAAUGGAUGCCGGUUAUGAAUCUACCUUAACAGCCACGACGGAAGAAGCACACACAUCUGAUGACAGUGAGUCUGAAUUGGAAGAAGAAGAAGAAGAUGUCGGGGUAGUUGGAGCUUACAAUGCUGUUCCUCCUCGUAUUAUAGAGCGUGAACAACACCGACGUCAACGCGUGGUAGAACCGCUUCCAACUUCCUCAGAUACAAAUGAAGAAUCACGUAAAACAGGGAAAUCUGCUAGUAGAAGAGAGCAAGAAGGAGAAGGUAAAUCUUCACCACCAGCAGCAGCAGCAGUCUCUAGUAAUAAUAAUAAAAAUAAAAAUAAUAGUAAUAAAAAUAAUAAUAAUAAUUAUGACCGUAGUCCUGGGGGAUCAGAUGAAGAUACAUCGUGUGAUCCAUCCUAUCACACACACACUAUUCAUCCACGAGCCUCACUGCGUAACACCAGCAAAGGUGGAAGAAACAGUAUUAAUAUUAAUAAUAAUAAUAAUAAUAAUAAUAAUAUGCAUAAUAACUCUGAAACGGAGUUUCCACGUGCUACAGUCUCUUUAUCCUCGUUAGCCCCAACUCCACAGGAUCAUGCACUUCCAGAGAGAAAAGAAUUGGAUAAUGAAUCUAGAUCUCAUUCACAAUCACAGGCUCGCUCACCAGGAGUGAGUGAGAGAAGACCCUCUACGGUUUAUUCCGUAAAGGAUGACACCACAUCACGACCAGAGACAAUUACAGGAAGGUUAAGUGGUCAACGAAUAAGUCCAGCUUUAUCACCAAAACGUACACGGGCUUCUACACCGCCUAGUAAAUUACAAAAUAGAGGUGAAAGGAGAUAUGAUAAACAAACAGAUUAUAAUAAUAAUAAAAGAAAUACUGGUAAAGUUAGUAGAUUGGAUGCAUAUGGUAAAAAAAAUGAACGAAGGGUACAAUCAAAUCAUAAUCUGAAAAAAAAUAGAGGUACCGUAGUUCAUCCUUCCAUGCAGGAAGAUUCAUCAUCUUCCUAUUCGUAUUCUUAUUCUUAUACAGAUUCUUCAGAUGUCUCAAUUAGUGCUUCCUCCCCACGGCGAAAUUCAAGAGAGGCCAUUAGAAGAACACCAACGAAAAAUACAACCAUGAUAGAACCAAAAAGAAAUACUUCUGUAAGACCAUUUAUAGGAGCUAAAAUUGUUCCACCGCUUGGGCAAAGUGUACGUGCAGCACCCAAUACAAGUAAUGUGAGUAUAAGGAUGAAACAACAACCUGUAGGACCAUCUAUUCAACAACAACAACAACAACAACAGCAACAACAACAAUAUCAUUCUCUACAGAGAAAACGACGACAAGGACCUCCACCACCUGGAUCAAUAAGAAAUCCAGGUCCAUCGUUAAAUUAUUCUUCAUUUCCAAUGCCUGAAAUAAGGUCUCCUUUAGAUGAUGGAAUGCGUAGUAAUCAUUCACAUGUUAUUACACCUGGACAAAGUUUACAGCAUUCUUUACCAAAACCUUUACAUGCACGUUCAGCACGUUCAAUGCCUGCAAAUGAAAGUUUACUUAGUGUACCUAAAUCCGGAGCCACCUCAUCUAUUUUUAAACCUUAUGUGUCUUAUAUGCCAAAUUCUAUGUUUGCCCCAACUCCAUGGCAAUCUACUCAAAGUAGAUCUCGUGCUAGUACAUCUGUACCUAUUUCUCCAUCUAAAGAAAGUGAAGUGCAAGAACUUGUUUGGCGUACAAGUGGUAGUGGAUGUGUAGAAGGUAAAAAUCACAAAGUUCCCUCUCCAGCUAAGAGAGAACCAGAAGCUAAACGUAUUCCUAUUCCACAACGAAGUGCAUCCGCUGGUGGAAAUCCUCCACCACCAAAAAAUCUUCCUUUACGUGUUCGGCGGUCUAUGAGUCAUACACGAAGUUUAAGUGCCAGUGGUACUGUGGAAGUACCGCUUCAACGUGCAAAUGGAAAACAAAAUCUUUCUUUAACACAACGACCUACGGAUGCGGUUCCUAAAGUAAAAGAGAACUCACCCAAUCGACAAAAGUUGCAGGGAACGCCGACCAGAAAACUACAAAUGGGAUCAUCACCAUCACAACAACAACAACAACAACAACAACAACAACAACCUCCACCAACAUUUGUAAUACAACUUCCUACGAAUGUGAAACCGGCGAAGACGAAUAUACCAUUUGUUACUGCUGUAGGGCAGAGUCCAGUUGUUGGGAAAAGCUAA
This is a messenger RNA of Trypanosoma theileri, 3531 nucleotides long. RefSeq lists its product as uncharacterized. Lineage: Eukaryota; Euglenozoa; Kinetoplastea; Trypanosomatida; Trypanosomatidae. Bases 1 to 3531 code for a protein of 1176 amino acids. The transcript has a single exon. The record is from RefSeq and is a predicted model, not a curated record.